Triticum aestivum (bread wheat) is the source of this 681-nucleotide messenger RNA. RefSeq lists its product as uncharacterized. NCBI's taxonomy places the organism in Eukaryota, Viridiplantae, Streptophyta, Magnoliopsida, Poales, Poaceae. The record is from RefSeq and is a predicted model, not a curated record. The transcript has 3 exons. The coding region runs from base 1 to 666 and encodes 221 amino acids. Gene Ontology annotation, molecular function: oxidoreductase activity, acting on the CH-OH group of donors, NAD or NADP as acceptor.
AUGGACGACUCCAUGAGCGGGGCCACCGCCGUCGCGGCGCUCGUGGCCAGCGGCGCACUCCACGGGGCUCGGGACGUCCGCGGCGGCGCGGGCUGUGGACUGAGAGGCAGGGCUCAGGACGUCCGCGGCGGCGCAGGCUGUGGACCGAGAGGCAGGGCUCGGGACGUCCGCGGAGGCGCGGGCUGUGGACCAAGAGGCAGGGCCCGUGAUGCAUUCCGUUCGAGGGGCUGCGAUGGCGCUCCUCCUCCUCAUGGCCACGGGUGCAGCAGUAAGAAUGCCCAUCUCAAGGUGCUAGAAGGUGCCGAAGAAAGGUUGCAGCUCGUCAAGGCUGACCUGCUGGACUAUCACAGCGUAGCGUCGGCGAUUGCCGGCUGUGACGGCGUCUUCCAUGUCGCCUGCCCUGUCCCCUCCGGCCGAUCAACCGACCACGAGGCAGAGAUCAUAGCUCCUGCUGUAACAGGCACACUGAACAUGCUGAAGGCCUGCCAUGAGGCGAAAGUUAAGCGAGUAGUCAUGGUGUCUUCAGGUGCUGCAGUGGUCGCUAAUCCUAACUGGCCCAAGGGCAAAGCCUGUGACGAAGAGAGCUGGUCAGACGAGGGCUACUGCAGAAAGAAUGGGGUAAGUAACCCAACACCUGUACGGCUGUAUGACUGCUUAGCACUUUAGCCUACGUGGUCUAUU